This is a messenger RNA of Lates calcarifer (barramundi perch), 3713 nucleotides long. Its product is annotated as Golgi apparatus protein 1. The coding region runs from base 42 to 3491 and encodes 1149 amino acids. Gene Ontology annotation, cellular component: Golgi membrane. Gene Ontology annotation, molecular function: fibroblast growth factor binding. The record is from RefSeq and is a predicted model, not a curated record. Lineage: Eukaryota; Metazoa; Chordata; Actinopteri; Centropomidae. The transcript has 27 exons.
UGAAUCAGUCUCAUUAGAACUGGUUUGACAGUGGUGUGAAGAUGGCGGCGUACGGUCGCCCUCAGCUGCUCCUGCUGUUACCGUGCGUGUGUCUCUGCGGCUUCGGCUCCGUCCUCGGUUUGAAGGCACCCAGCGGUCCUGCCGAACCGCCCAAUCCACCAGUCCUCAGAGCCGCCGAUCCCCCGGUAAAAGAUGCACCUGCUGCCGCCGCCGCAGCCGCCGCCGCUGGGGCCUCGCAGCCUCGAAGGGCGACCGGUUGGAAGCUGUCGGAGGAGGAGGCCUGCCGGGAGGACCUGACCCGCCUCUGCCCUAAACAUACCUGGACCAACAACCUGGCCGUGCUGGAGUGCCUGCAGGACCGCAGAGAGGAAACUGAUAUCGCUCCUGACUGUAACCAUCUUCUGUGGAACUACAAACUUAAUCUGACCACGGACCCAAAGUUUGAGUCUGUGGCCAUGGAGGUCUGCAAGAGCACCAUUGCUGAGAUAAAGGAGUGUAACGAGGAGGAGCGGGGAAGGGGCUACCUGGUGUCCUGCCUGGUGGAUCACCGUGGCAACAUCAGCGAGUACCAGUGUAACCAGUACAUCACCAAAAUGACCAGCAUCAUCUUCAGCGACUACCGACUGAUCUGUGGCUUCAUGGACAAAUGUAAAGAGGACAUCAAUAACAUGCGUUGCGGCAGCAUCAAUGUGGGACACAAGGACGUGCACUCUCAGGGUGAAGUCAUCGCCUGUCUGGAGAAGGCGUUGGUGAGGGAGGCAGAGCAGCAGGACCAUGUCCGUCCAAUCAAGGAGGAGUGUCAGAAGGCGAUCUUGCGGGUGGCGGAGCUGUCAUCAGACGACUUCCACCUCGACCGACAUCUUUACUUCUCCUGCCGAGACGACCGAGAGAGAUUCUGUCAGAACACUCAGGCAGGUGAAGGGAAAGUCUACAAGUGUCUCUUCAACCACAAGUUUGAGGAGGCCAUGUCCGAAAAGUGCCGCGAUGCUCUCACAACCCGUCAGAAGCUGAUCUCUCAGGACUACAAAGUCAGUUACUCUCUGGCUAAAGCCUGUAAGCUGGACCUGAGGAAGCAGCGCUGCAGCCUGGACACCAACCUGCCGCGAGCCCGUGAGGCCCGACUGUCGUACCUACUGCUGUGCCUGGAGGCCGCCGUCCACCGCGGUCGUCCGGUCAGUGGGGAGUGUCAGGGGGAGAUGCUGGACUACCGGCGGAUGCUGAUGGAGGAUUUCUCCCUGAGUCCGGAGAUCGUGCUUCACUGCCGGACGGAGAUCGAGGCUCACUGCUCCGGCCUGCACCGCAAAGGCCGCACGCUGCACUGCCUGAUGAGGAUUGGACGCGGUGACCGCAGCACCGCCGUCGACAGUGUCUGCCAGAGCGCCCUGCAGACCCUGAUCCAGUCUGCGGACCCUGGAGCCGACUACCGGAUUGACCGUGCGCUCAAUGAGGCCUGCGAGUCCGUGAUCCAGACCGCCUGCAAACACAUUCGCACUGGAGACCCGAUGAUCCUGUCGUGCCUGAUGGAGCAUCUGUACACAGAGAAGAUGGUGGAGGACUGUGAACACAGGCUGCUGGAACUGCAGUAUUUCAUAUCCAGAGACUGGAAACUGGACCCCAUCCUGUAUAAGAAGUGCCAGGGUGACGCUGCCCGGCUCUGCCACACCCACGGCUGGAACGAGACCAGUGAGCUGAUGCCGCCGGGCGCCGUCUUUUCUUGCCUGUACCGCCACGCCUACCGCACUGAGGAGCAGGGACGCCGGGUAAACCCAGCUGAGCAGUUAUCUCGGGACUGUAAGGUGGAGGUUCAGAGGAUUCUCCACCAGAGGGCACUGGAUGUGAAGUUGGAUCCUGAGCUUCAGAAACGCUGCAUGACCGACCUUGGCAAGUGGUGCAGCGAGAAGACCGACACUGGACAGGAGCUGGAGUGUCUGCAGGAUCAUUUGGAGGACCUGGUUUCUGCCUGCAGGGACGUCGUGGGCAACCUGACGGAGCUGGAGUCAGAGGACAUCCAGAUCGAUGCUCUGCUCAUCAGAGCCUGUGAACCUGUCAUCCAGGCCCACUGCCAUGAUGUAGCUGAUAAUCAGAUUGAUACAGGUGAUCUGAUGGAGUGUUUGGUUCAGAACAAACACCAGAAAGAGAUGAACGACAAGUGCUCAGUCGGCGUCACGCACUUCCAGCUGGUUCAAAUGAAGGAUUUCAGGUUCUCCUAUAAGUUCAAGAUGUCCUGCAAGGAGGACGUUCUGCGCCUCUGUCCAAACAUCAAGAAGAAGGUGGACGUGGUCAUCUGUCUGAGCACCACAGUGAGGAACGACACGCUGCAGGACGCCAGGGAGCAGCGGGUUUCUCUGAAGUGUCGUAAACAGCUGCGGGUGGAGGAGCUGGAGAUGUCGGAGGAUAUUCGGUUGGAACCAGAGUUGUAUGAUCCCUGUAAGUCUGACAUCAGUCGACUUUGUCCCAACGUGAACUUUGGUAACGCUCAGAUGAUUGAGUGUCUGAAGGAGCAGAAGAAGCAGCUCAGUCAGCGCUGCCACCAGCGGAUCUUCAGGCUGCAGGAGGUGGAGAUGACCGACCCCGAGCUCGACUACCAGCUGAUGAGAGUAUGCAAGCAGAUGAUCAAGCGGUUCUGUACUGAGGCUGAUGCCAGGAACGUUCUUCAGUGUCUGAAACAGAACAAAAACAGCGAGCUGAUGGAUCCUAAGUGUAAACAGAUGAUCACCAAGAGACAGAUCACGCAGAACACAGACUACAGGUUGAACCCGGUGCUGAGGAAAGCCUGUCGAGCUGACAUCCCGAAGUUCUGCCAGUCCAUCCUGAACAAGGCGAAUGAGGACAGCGAGCUGGAGGGUCAGGUCAUCGCCUGCCUCAAACUCAAAUAUGCCGACCAGAGGUUGUCUCCAGACUGUGAAGACCAGAUCAGAGUGAUUCUCCAGGAGUCGGCGCUGGACUACAGACUGGACCCACAGCUGCAGAUGCACUGCUCAGACGAGAUCUCCAGGUUGUGUGUGGAGGAGGCAGCAGCUCAGGAGCAGACCGGUCAGGUGGAGGAGUGUCUGAAAGUCAACCUGCUGAAAAUCAAACAGGAGGCCUGUAAAAAGGAGGUGCUGAACAUGCUGAAGGAGAGUAAGGCAGACAUCUUUGUGGACCCAGUCCUUCACACAGCCUGCGCUCUGGACCUCAAACACCACUGUGCUGCCAUCACGCCCGGGAGAGGACGACAGAUGUCGUGUCUGAUGGAGGCGUUACAGGACAAGAGAGUUCGUCUGCAGCCUGAAUGUAAGAAAAGGCUCCAGGACCGCAUCGACAUGUGGAGCUACGCUGCAAAGGUGGCGCCAGCAGAGGGCUUCUCAGACCUGGCUGUGCAGGUGAUGACGUCACCCUCCAAGAACUACAUCCUGUUCAUGAUCGCACUGAGCGUGUGCGUCCUCUUCCUGGUGGGGCUGCUGUGCGGUCGGAUCACCAAGCGAGUCACGAGAGAACUGAAGGACCGGUAGAGGACAAGCGCUCUGACGCUUCAGUAAAGACUGACUCCUUGCACCUCCCUGUACCUUCCUCCUCCUCCUCUUCUUGUUCCUCCUUCUCUCUCAGAUGCCCAGUCUGUAACCAGCCAACCUGCACAGUGCCAACACCAGUGCUCACAUCUGGACCUCCUCCUUGGUUUAAAACUCUGUUUGGCUGUUGCUGAAUAUUUGCAUUAAAUGCAAAAUGUUUCCCGA